Molecule: messenger RNA, 1300 nt
Organism: Syzygium oleosum
Lineage: Eukaryota; Viridiplantae; Streptophyta; Magnoliopsida; Myrtales; Myrtaceae
Product: vacuolar iron transporter 1-like
Exons: 3
Coding region: 324-1145 (273 amino acids)
Biological process (GO): intracellular manganese ion homeostasis
Cellular component (GO): membrane
Molecular function (GO): manganese ion transmembrane transporter activity; iron ion transmembrane transporter activity
Source: RefSeq, a predicted model, not a curated record
GGUGUCCUCUGGCAAUCUGCAAACGAACAUGAUCGUAUUGAUUCACGAAAUUAAUGGAAGACCCAUGUUGGGUCGGCCUCACGUUGCAUCCACUCGUGCAAAAGCGACACGUGUCGCGCGACCUGCGUGCACGGCGACACCGAGACUCGUUCUUCUCGUUUUUUCACCGGCUUCGGCCUUCCUUUCACCUUUUUCGGCGCUCGUUCCGGCGGUGAAAAACCACAUAAGAAGACGAACAUCGGACGGUCAAAAAAGGGAAAGAAGCGAAAAAAUAACUCUUGGCUCGUUUUGAAGCUCCAGCUUCGAGUCGACAGAGCGAAAAGAUGGCGGAGAACAGCAUGACGAGCAACGCGCGGUUGCUGGGAGAAGAAGACGAUGGCAUUGAGGAAACAGACGUGGAAGGAUGCGGCGGUGGUGGGAUGAGGACGGAGAGGCCAAAGGAGCCAUGGAAGGGGGAGAUCGUGAAGAGCAUCGUGUACGCCGGUCUCGACGCCAUCGUCACUUGCUUCUCUCUCAUCUCCUCCAUCUCCGCCGGCCGCCUUUCCUCCGGGGAUGUGCUGGUGUUGGGUUUUGCCAACCUGGUUGCAGAUGGGAUAUCGAUGGGAUGUGGCGAUUACGUAUCAGCCAGCACCGAGCAGGACGUCACGGCCAAGGAGAGAGCUGUGACCGAGUGGGAUGUCACAAACAGAAGCCAGCCUGAGAAGGUGGAGCUCCUCCGCAAGUAUCAAAGGCUCGGCAUGUCUGCUGAGGAUGCCGCGACGGUCGUGAAUAUAUUCUCGAAAUACAAGGACAUACUGGUGGACGAGAAGAUGAUGGCUCAAAAGGGGAUGCUUCCGCCUGAUAAAGAAGAGAAGCCAUGGAAGAAUGGGCUCGUGACCUUCGUCUCCUUCAUUGUGUUCGGAAGUGCGCCUCUCCUCUCGUUCAUCAUCCUCAUACCAUUCACCAACAGCAACACCAUCAAGUUCAUAGGGGCUUGCAUGCUUUCUGGUCUCGCACUCGUUCUCCUGGGAAUAGCCAAGGCCAAGAUUGCCGGUCAAAACUACGCCCUGUCUGCCUUUGCUACCGUCUUAAUCGGUGCUACAGCUGCCGCAGCUGCUUAUGCCCUCGGUUGGACGCUACGAAACAUUGCCGGCUUAGACGAAUGACGAAGAUGUAUUUGAGUAGAGGGCAGAAGCAAGGGUAGGACUUUUUGGCAGGUCGUAUUAGAGUGAUGAGGAUAACAGGGUAAGGAUGUUAUUGCUUUUUGAUGUUUGAAAAUGGGAAGACUAUAAUCUCAAUAUGACCCAACUUCCUCUUUAAA